Molecule: messenger RNA, 5698 nt
Organism: Scleropages formosus (Asian bonytongue)
Lineage: Eukaryota; Metazoa; Chordata; Actinopteri; Osteoglossiformes; Osteoglossidae
Gene: stxbp4
Product: syntaxin binding protein 4
Exons: 22
Coding region: 2302-4332 (676 amino acids)
Biological process (GO): insulin receptor signaling pathway; regulation of insulin secretion involved in cellular response to glucose stimulus
Cellular component (GO): cytoplasmic vesicle
Molecular function (GO): syntaxin binding
Source: RefSeq, a predicted model, not a curated record
AAGGUUCCGGCGCGCUCACAGUCUUCUCAGUCACACGUUGAGCAUCCUGAGGCAUCGCGGGGUAACCGAUUCACCACAUAAACCAUAUGAUAUGGCAUGUUUUUUUCCGUAAAUUCGAGUUUACACAAAAUAGUAAAAGUUAAUACCCUCAGGGAAAAUACUACGCGUGUUUCUGAAAAAUUGUGUAAGUACCCAUUAGAGAGUGGAACGAGAUUGUGACGUCACACGACGCGAAUUUCACACAUACCUACAUUAUAAUAUCAUCAUGUGAACUGUACAAAACGGCAGUAUUUUUACUCUGCAGUAUUUGCUGAGUAUAGUAUGUACAGCAGUAACAGAGUACGUAGGGACAGAGAAACCUCUCGAAACCCUUUUACACUUUAUUUACAAAAAAAAAAAAAAAAAAAACUUUUCAGCUUCUGUCACUGAGAUGCGCUUCAAAUGCACUGUAAUCUGAAAGGAAAAAAAAAGUGUCCCGUAGACUAAAACGAGAGAAGUCAGGCCGUUCCACAUGCAAGAGAAGUGUUCGUGUUGCAGCGCUAAGCUCGGACGGGGACAAGAACGACUCGUGGACUCCGUUCAUUGCGGACUUUACUGGAACACUACAAGAAAAUACUGUCGUCCGGAGUCCCUUCUUCAAAGACCUACACGCCAGUCAAUCGUCGAUUGGCGACCUUUCUCCGUUCACAGUCACCCUAUUUAUAUUCCCUGUAAAUCCCCGCAGUGGUUGAAUACCUAAUUCCAUUUUUACCCACAACACAAAUAUUUACAAUAAACUCGUUUUCCCGCUCAAACUCCAGUAACGCGGGUCGUUACAAUAUUAAUUUAGACAUUCCAUUUCGCGUUUUCCUGCUGAACAUUUUUUUUUUUCAAUUAUUGCUCUCUAUAUUUUUGAUUAACUCAUUUUAGAAAACAAUUUCCAAGGCCACAACGGGGAACGGCACAUUUUUCAUCCAAGGCAACAAAAAUGUUAAGCCGGACUACCAAUCGCAUAGUAAGCAGAAUACAAAUAUUUCUCUUUUUUUCCCCACAAAACGCUUUAAUCAAAACGGAGUGGUCGCUAUUCUUCAUACUGUGCGUUUAGGCAGUCCACAGGACACCGUCUGGAAAUAUGAAGUAAAAUAUCAAUUUAUAAAGCAAUUCUAUUUAAAGUGCAUUCAGUGUAGUGUGUAAAAGGCGGGAAGAAUACUGGCACACCAUUGGUCGGAACAUAAUCAAUUCCCUCGUCAGUAUAUGGCGCUUUUGCGCUUGCUUUUAUAUAUACAAGCAUUUUAUAUUAAAUAAUAUUCAUAUAUUUAUAUAUGUAACGUUUUUUAGUCCGUUACAAGUAGCAAGCAAAAAGCGUCAGUUGUGACUUAGCAGCGCUUCACUUGCCGCAGCCUGACGUGCAAAGCUGCAAGGGCUCCGAUUUUAUUGACAAAGUCACACAUUUGUUUGCACAGCGCCGCGGCUGCAAACGAGUAGAUUAUGCCCUGUUAGCUGCAGUAUCAGAAACUAAACGAAAUAUUAUGCGUUCAAAAGAGGUAUGUCAUACAUUCAGUUCACUUUUUCAUUUUCAGUAGCACCGGCUUUUCUUGCGGAAUUUAACGACUGAGUUACCUACUAGCUACCGCCACGUAGUAGAAGUAAAGAAAACUUGGAGGAAAAAUGUAAUGUAUUGAGGUGACUUUUCGAUGUAUUGUAGAUAUGUGGAUUUCCCUUCCAUCUGAACAAUUACAAUAAGCGAGAAGUGUGGCUUCCCAGUAACAUAAAGCCUUUUGUCGAAAAAAAGCUCAGUUCAGUGCAUCGCCUCAGGUACAUAAAGCUGCAGGAUUUUUACUGAAAAAUUGGAAAGGGAUUUUUGUUGUAUUUAUUUUGUUAUAGUUAUUCAGCAGGUAUUUUUUAAUAUGAUUUGAUCUUGAUUUUUUUUAUGAAAAGACUAGUAAGAAACAGUGAUUUGGGGCCAUGGGGGACAUUCUUUCAGGCCCCUGAAUGUUGAGAAACAUAGCUGCUUGUAACCCACCCAGUCUGUGUCUGAUCCAGCAACAUAGAAGAUAAGAGCAGCUUUAGGUGCAAAGCCUGACAACCUGGAGUGGUCCCACCAGACCUGAACCAGUGACCUGUGGGCUCUGGUUAGAGCAGCCAGCUUCCUGUGCAAUGAUUCAGCCCUCUGUCUGGAGGAGAUCAUGAGGUUGGAGGCGGUGGCCCGAAGGUGCAUCAGGGCGCGCUUCAACAUGGGAGGGAGAUCUGCAGCGGACCAUGUGACCACGGCGGGAGGUGGCUUGGGGGGGUAUCAGGAGAGAUUAAAUAGAAAGGACUAUAAUGGGUCCCCAUGGUAUCAAUCGUGCAGUACAGCGUCUGGAGUUUACAGACUGCCGGAAAGGACUGGGUGUGAAAAUCAUUGGCGGUUAUAAGGAGCUCACCGGUGAAGAGUAUGGAAUAUACAUCAAGAGAGUGUUACCUUGUGGUGUCGCUGCACAGGAUGGUCGACUAAAAUCGGGGGACCUCAUUUUGGAUGUGAACAACAUGAGUUUAGGAGGGGUGACAAAUGAAAGGGCUGUGGAGAUCCUUCGAAUGGCUUCCGCCUCCAAUCACAUGUCCCUCCUGAUUGUGCGUGACGAGGAGUCGAGGAAGGAGUUUCUGGAGCUGAUGGAGAAGUACGGCUCCAACAGCAGCAGCGUGGGCUCUGGAAGGAGCUCUCCAACACUGCUCUCCACAGGGAAGCUGACAGACACCACAUCGUCCUCCUCCUCCUCAAGGUCAGCCAGCCCGCAGCUUCAGAGCCCAAAGGAAGCUGGCUACCCAAGCAGUUCCUCAACCCCCACGGCUCCCACUGUUCCUCAGGUCUUCAAUGACACUGCCAUUCAGUUGAUAUGUGUUGCCAAGGGAACGGGCCUGGGUCUGGUCAUCAGGGGAGGGGCUAACAGAUCUGAGGGACCCAUGGUGUUCAUUCAAGAAAUUGUCCCAGGAGGUGACUGCCACAAGGAUGGUCGACUUAGGGUAGGAGACCAGUUAAUAUCUAUAAAUAAAGAAUCCUUCAUUGGCGUGACUUAUGAAGAGGCAAGGAGUAUCCUGACACGAACAAAACUCAGACCAGACCCCACUGUUGAGAUUGCUUUCAUCCGCCGGAGGUCCUCAUUCAGCUCUGCCAGUAGUCCGCAGAGCCCCAUUGCCCUGCAACCUGCGCCCUCUCUAAACAGCCUGCCCAUGAGGCCCACGGGGGUCGGCGUGGUACAAAGAAUGUCCUGCACCCCCAACCCUGGAGGGGAUACCCUGCCCUCAGUCCAGCUAAAUCAGAUUCGGGGUGUCUCUGUGAAGGCAGAGCAGACUUCUGUCACAUCACCUGAGAGCACCACACCUGCAGAAGCCAGCCCAGAUUCCACGUCUGCCACUCAGACGCCAGGUAGCUCAGUCACUCAGAGGAGGGCAUCUCUGACCCCCAGCAGCCGUUCCAAGCUGGAAAAGCUAGAGCAGGCUCUGGGGUACUUGGGAAUAAAGCCCACAGAAGGACAGCGACAGACACUGAAAGAGCGACUGUGCAUUGAUCCAGCCUGCACUGUCGCCUGUGGAGAUGUCGAGGACGUUACUAAAGAGCUGCUCAAGUUGCAGAGCAACGAGUUCACGGAGUAUCAGGGGGUAACCAGAUUGGUGUCAGAUGAUAUUACAAGCCUUUUAGAUUCACCGGGACACCAACGGGUAGGUCCUAUUUGUUCGUCAGACUCUGAUGACCUUGAGGAGAUGGAGCGAUUGAGAAAAGAGCACAUUGAAGCUUUGAGAGAGAUCAAGAAACUGCAGGAUCAGCUGUCUGAAUCAGAAGGCCUCCAUCAUCAAGCGCAAGAAGAGCUGAAGAAAGUUCGACAGGAAGCAAAAGGCGCCGUGGAGGAGACCAGGGCCCUACGGACCCGGAUCCACCUAGCCGAGGCGGCCCAGAAGCAAGCGCGCGGCAUGGAGAUGGACUACGAGGAGGUGAUCCGGCUGCUGGAGGCCGAGAUAGCCGAGAUGAAGUCGCAGAUCAUCGAUCAGCCCGCGCACGCCAAGGAUGAGAUACAGGACCUUAAAAAGAGAAUCGCUCUGCUGGAAUGUCAGCUGCGCAAAUCAGAGAGUGUGAAGAAGGGGUUCGAGGUCUCCAUAGGCAAGCUGCUGCACUUUGUGGAGAUCAUCCAGGACUUUCUUGCAGAGAACCAAGGCUCCCUUAGAAACUAUUGUCCCACUAGUGACACGACGGUCAGCUCAUCCCAGGUGCUGGUUUCCAGAGCGACGAGAAAGGCCCCCUGGACGGCGUCAGCACUCAUCAUAGAAGCCAGGGAGCUGACCCGCUCUGUGAGAGCCAUCCUUGAGGUGGACUGUAAGUGAACUCAUUGUGCACACUAUGUCCUCUUGCAUGCUGGAAAAAACAAACACACACACACCCCAGACAACCGCCUGACUUCCUAUAGUUCCUUCGUGAGCCAGCUAAAGAGAAUUUACCCUUCUUCUGUUGCAGUUAAACCUACAGUUCCAUUUUGAAGAACUCUUGUCAUUUCCAUUACCUUGUGUUCUGACAGUUUAGCAGGAUUUAGCAGUUUAGCAGGAUUUAUGAUACAUGUCUCUAUGUGUUUGACUGGUUCUGUCUCCAAAACUGAUUAUGGUUUCCUUUUUGUCAUCAAAUGAUAAGGAAGAAAAAGAAUGGUAAUAAAAUCCCAAAACAGUCUUUGUAAUAUCUGCUGUAUAACCUGUUAAUGUGGGAGAAGCCAGCAUCCUGUGCUCUUGAACAAAAACACUCCAUAUAUUCUGUGUGAACAUUCUUCUUACUGCAGUUCCUUAUUUCAGGUAAUGCAGUCUCUGUGUUGACAAAACUCUAUGUUAAACAUUCACUGUGAGUGUUUUUUGAAGCUCUACACACAGUAUGCUGCUGCUUCUCCAAAACUGGUCCUGAAGUUCUGGUCCAGAGCCAGUGGCUGAAUUUUCACCCAUAAUGGUUCAAUGAGUUUCCUGUGUGAGUCCAAGGCCUGGGUCUGGGCUUGUAACCACCACCUACCUGGAGACCCACAAUGCCAUUUGGGCAUUGUGGUGGCCCACGGCACCCUGCAUUGCCACAUUUCCCUUUCGCUGCCAAUCCCAUACUCAUACAGAAUUCGGGUGUGAUCCCUCUACACCUUGAGCCUUUUCAGUCAGGUGGUCAAAGCACAUGAUACAUAGAUAAAGAGUUGCUUAUGUACUCAGUAUCAAAGUGUUGUUGCUAAAAGACAAAUUAAAUGCCAGGAAGGUGCAUGUGCCCCCUUGAUGUGUUUAAAACUCCCAGUAAUGAGCUGCCAAAACUGUAAUGAUUGUUUUCACGGCUCAUAGUUGAUUUGUAAAGGAAGCGAGCCGCUGAGUGUCUGCUAGAUGCAAUUCUGUGGAUGUGCUGCCCGUGAAAGUGGGUCAGUUCGAAAUGGAAGCACAAUGAAAGGUGCUUUUCAUUGUGACCAGUUGAGCUCUGUUGAUCUAAAUCAUUUCAGCAGUGCUAGCGUUGCCUGGAUACAGUGUUUAGAAUGUGAAAUUGUCCCUGAAAUAUCUGUAACGCAUGUAGACUUACAGUUUAUAUACAUAUACACCUGUUCUCAUAUGUCCCUGUUUAAAAGAACUUUACAGGAAAAAAUGACAAGUAAAAGAGCGUGAAACAGUUCACUUUUGUUGAAUUACACAACAAACGUAAAUGUUAUUUUUUUGUGUUUUCGUAAUACAGUGAUAACAUUUCUUG